Molecule: messenger RNA, 696 nt
Organism: Linnemannia hyalina
Lineage: Eukaryota; Fungi; Mortierellomycota; Mortierellomycetes; Mortierellales; Mortierellaceae
Source: the annotation of a GenBank genome assembly
AUGGCCCAAGCUAAUCUCAUCUCAACCCCCUCAGUCAAAGCUGCCAUGCUCGCCGUCGACCGAGGACACUACUCAAGGUUCAAACCCUACGAGGAUGCGCCGCAGACGAUCGGACACAACUCAACCAUCUCGGCUCCACAUAUGCACGCUGCUGCCCUCGAAAGUCUCGCACCCUUUCUCUUCCCUGGAGCCAAAGCUCUUGAUGUGGGCAGUGGCAGCGGAUAUUUAACGGUGUGCAUGGCAGAGAUGGUUGGGACACAGGGACGCGCUGUCGGAGUUGAGCACAUUCCAGAACUGGUGGAACUGGCCAAACAAAACACCAAAAAGGACCAUCCAGAGUUCCUUCAGAACGAUCGUGUUUCCUUUCACACUGCCGAUGGUCGUGUGGGUUUUCCUCAGGAUGCACCCUACGACUGCAUCCAUGUGGGUGCAGCGGCGUCCGAGUUGCAUGAUAAACUGGUGGAACAGCUGAAUGCGCCUGGGAGGAUGUUUAUACCUGUGGGCGAUGAGAACGGUCAGGCGAUCUUCGUGGUUGACAAGGACAAGGAUGGCAACGUCACCAAGAAGAGGGCCAUGGAUGUCUGGUUGGCAGGAACGAUGGUCAGCCAGUAUGCUAUCUUUUUCCGUACCUACAUUACAAACAACCACUCGCGACAUACUCAGAUUUGCAAAGAUUCACGCAAUGACUGCUUUUGA